Oryza brachyantha (malo sina) is the source of this 1365-nucleotide messenger RNA. RefSeq lists its product as uncharacterized. The coding region runs from base 1 to 1137 and encodes 378 amino acids. The transcript is spliced from 2 exons. The record is from RefSeq and is a predicted model, not a curated record. NCBI's taxonomy places the organism in Eukaryota, Viridiplantae, Streptophyta, Magnoliopsida, Poales, Poaceae.
AUGGCGCCUCCUCAGCCGUCGCCGCCGCCGUCGUGGGUGAUGCUGCGCCGCGAGGUGCGCGCGUGCGGCGGCGGGGUCGUUCUGCCGGAGGGCGACGAAGUCUCCGUCGAGCUCGCCGCGCCGCCACGCGCCACGGUGCUCACCGUGUCCCCGCGCGUCUCGCCGCCGAACAAGGCGGGGGACUGGGCCAGCGUCGUCGCGCUCGACCCCUCCGCGGGACUCGUCGUCCUCGCUUCCCAGUGGAGCGACGACUACUUCGUCUGCGACAUCGCCGCCGGCACCGCCACCUGCGUCCCCAACGCUCUGGAUGCCGACUACGACGUCGAGGGCGAGAGCCUCGGACUCAUCGCAGCAGCGCCAGGAGGUGGAGCGAACAGCUACAUGGUCGUCGAGUUCAAGCCCGUAUUUGGCGACGAAGAGGGCGAGGGCACCAUAAUCGCCCGCUUCUUUCCCGAGUUCGGAAGAUGGAUGGUGCAGGAAGUCAACAACCCCCUACCGUACUGGCCCUGGCGUUUCGACAGCGUCGUCUCCCACGAUCACAAGCUCUGGUGGGUGGACACCUCGAAGGGCAUAGUCUUCUGCGAUCCGUUCGCCGUGGAGGUGGCGAUGGAGUACGUUCCGCUGGACCCUGAGCCGGAUCACAACCUCAACGGCAGAGCGACCCACGAGCAACGGCGCAUCGUGCAACUGAGCAACGGCAUGUUCAGGCGCGUGGAGAUCAGCCCUGCAAGCAACGGCGCCGCUCCCGAGUUGUCCAUGCGCACGCUGGUUAAUCCAGAGACCGCGGAGUGGGCGCUUGAGCACGCGGUGAGCUUCGCCGACAUCUGGGCGAGUGAGAGCUACAAGGCGACCGGGCUACCGGAGAAGGACCCUGAACAACUUAACGGCGCGUUCGUCCACCCAAAGAACCCCGACGUGGUGUACUUCUUCCUGGAGAAGCAUCUCCUGGGCGUCGACCUGCGCGGGAGGAAACUCGUGGAGUACGAGGCCCGCGUCUCUUCCGACACAUUUCUUCCAUGGGAGCUCCCGCCUGCGCUCUCCGCAGUUCUCUCUUGGGAGGGUACUGCCAAUGAUGCGAAUGAAGUGCCACCUGCGUCGCCGGCUUCGUCCCAACCGUCUGAUCGCAACGGUCCCUAGAGUCAGUUCGACAUGUAUCUUCUAGGAUAACUCAAAACUCGAGUUAAGAACCUAUCUGUGUGUUAGAAGCAAUUGACAUUUGGAGUGUUCUUCGCCUGGGAGCCUCUUGAGAAAAGGCUGUAGUGUUUUGCUACUCUUGCUCAUGACCUCUUCGGUUUUUUGUUGAGAGACGACUAAGACUUUACUUACGUGUGACAAGUGGUUGGCAUUUGGAGUGUUUUGCUAUUC